UCCAACAUACAGUAUAGAGAAGUGAUUAAGACCACACAAAUACGGUACAACGGUCACAGCCAAACUGGAUUCAUUUUCCUGAUAAUGUCUUCAUCUGGGUCUUCUUCCCAUGUAGGGGAUGAUAGCAUUUAUUUCGUUACUGUACAGAGCGAGAGAAGAGGAGAAGGUGGUGAGAAGAGACCAACGCUAAGCCUUCCCGUUCCGUUUGAUGACCGGACGGUAGCUGAUCUUGUCCCGGAGCUACUCAAAGAGCUAGAGAUAAUGGAAGGAGAUAGAGGCAGUUGCAACCCGUCUCCUUCUACUUACGAAUUGAGACACUACAGCGAGGAGGGAGGCGAAGAGACCUUACGUCCUGAUAGCAAAGCGAAAGAUGUCAUUCAAAAUCUGGAUAGGCUUACUUUAUGUCCAAAGAAAACUAACCCUAGGCCUGACCCAUACAAGAAAUCAAUAUACAACAGCAUGCAACAAGAACAGCAACUGAAGCUUCAGCAACAUUUUGACAAAGUGUUAUCUCUGGAUGGAUACUCACUCUCUAUCGAAGAUCUGAUCCAAAUCGGAUUAGGUAAAUACCGUGUACAACUAUCGGAGGAAGCUAUCUAUAGAGUAAAGAAAGCCAGGGAAGUUGUGGACAGGAUAGUUGAAGGAGAUAAAGGUGUUUAUGGUAUUAACACAGGGUUUGGCAGGUUUGCCUCUGUCCCUAUUUCAAGAGAGAAUGUUAGUAAGUUGCAAGAGAAUUUGAUUCGUUCGCAUGCGACUUGUUUGGGUGAGCCCCUCUCAUUAAUGAGGACCAGACUCCUACUGGCACUAAGGAUUAACGUAUUAGCUAAAGGCUGCAGUGGUAUAAGAUUGGAGACGCUACAGCAGCUGGUGAAUGCCUUGAAUGCUUCUUGUUUGUCCUCUGUUCCAGAGAAGGGAACAGUCGGUGCUAGCGGUGACCUUGCUCCAUUGUCCCACCUUGCACUUGGUCUAAUGGGCGAGGGAGAGAUGUGGGGGCCAAAGACGGACUGGGGCGAUGCUAAAGAGGUUCUAAACGCUCAUGGGCUGGAACCAAUCCACUUAGAAGCCAAAGAGGGGAUUGCUCUUAUUAAUGGGACUCAGUUUAUAUCAGCUUUAGGCUCUGAGGCUUAUUUUCGGUCUAAGAGAGUUGCUGAUCAAGCUGAUGUGAUUGCUGCUCUCUCCAUUGAUGUCUUGAAAGGAACACCUCGAGCUUUUGAUCAAGAUAUUCAUUUGCUUCGCCCUCAUCAAGGCCAGCUGCUAGUGGCCAGUAGGCUGAGGUCGUUGCUUGAUUCUAAUGUGCAUCCAUCAGAAAUAAGAGAGAGUCAUAGAGAUUGCAAUCGUAUUCAAGACCCAUACACCAUGCGAUGUGUACCACAGGUCCAUGGGAUAGUACACGAUACUCUUGACUUUGUGUCAAGGAUACUGUCAACUGAAAUCAACAGUGCUACAGAUAACCCUAUAAUCCUGGCUAAUAGAGCAGAAACCAUAUCUGGAGGCAACUUCCAUGGAGAAUAUCCAGCCAAAGUGCUGGAUUACCUUGCAAUUGGGGUACAUGAGAUUGCCAAUAUGAGUGAGAGAAGGCUAGAAAGAAUGGUACAUCCAGGGUACAGCGAUCUACCUGGUUUCCUAGCUAAAGAUGGUGGACUUAACUCAGGUUUUAUGCUGGCUCAUGUAACAGCUGCUGCUUUGGUAUCGGAGAACAAGGUUUUAACACAUCCUUCAUCAGUCGAUUCCAUCACUACAUCAGGAGGGACUGAGGACCAUGUGUCUAUGGGUGGGUUUGCUGCUAGGAAGGCACUUAGUGUUGUGAGUCAUGUUGAACAAGUUGUUGCUAUUGAGUUGAUGGCUGCGUGUCAAGCCCUCGACUUCCAUCGUCCAAAGAAGACCACAGACCCACUUGAGGAAGUGUACAAGUUGGUACGCUCUGUUGUCAAGACUAUGGACACUGAUCGAUUCAUGGCGCCUGAUAUAGCAGCUGUAACUAAUCUUAUACAAGAAGGAAAAGUAUGGGAUGUUGUUUCUCCGUACAUAGUAGCAUAUGAGGAAGCACUUCAUUCUGGACACACUUUCACUGCUAAUAAGUGAUGCUCCAUCACUCUUAGAAAUUUUAUGUAUACAAGAACAGAGAAAUAAAACCUCUUUUAUUCCUCUAGCUUCUUUACCUUUUGAUCAUAAAAGUAAAGCUAUACUCAACAGUAAACCUUGUAACCGACCAGAACACAUACCUUCACUAUUAUUAAACUGAUUUGUAAUCCAAAAACAUAUUACAUUGUUAUUAAUUAUUUAUUGAAGUUGUUUGUUAUGUCUUUAUUUGGUACUCCCUGCCUUCCUUA
Messenger RNA from Amphimedon queenslandica, 2330 nucleotides. RefSeq names its product histidine ammonia-lyase-like. NCBI's taxonomy places the organism in Eukaryota, Metazoa, Porifera, Demospongiae, Haplosclerida, Niphatidae. The transcript has 19 exons. The coding region runs from base 85 to 2082 and encodes 665 amino acids. Gene Ontology annotation, biological process: L-histidine catabolic process. The record is from RefSeq and is a predicted model, not a curated record. Gene Ontology annotation, cellular component: cytoplasm. Gene Ontology annotation, molecular function: histidine ammonia-lyase activity.